Messenger RNA from Fomitiporia mediterranea MF3/22, 620 nucleotides. Its product is annotated as 60s ribosomal protein l27. Gene Ontology annotation, biological process: translation. Gene Ontology annotation, cellular component: ribosome; cytosolic large ribosomal subunit. Gene Ontology annotation, molecular function: structural constituent of ribosome. The transcript is spliced from 5 exons. Lineage: Eukaryota; Fungi; Basidiomycota; Agaricomycetes; Hymenochaetales; Hymenochaetaceae. The coding region runs from base 25 to 435 and encodes 136 amino acids. The record is from RefSeq and is a predicted model, not a curated record.
CCGCAUUCACUAUCCUCCUGCAAAAUGGUCAAAAUCUACAAACCCGGUAAGGUUGCACUCGUGCUGCAGGGCCGCCAAGCUGGAAAGAAAGUCGUUGUAAUCAAACAGAAUGACGAGGGAACCAAGGAACGCCCCUACCCUCACGCCAUCAUCGUCGGGAUUGAACGUUACCCUCGCAAGGUUACAAGGCGUAUGGGUGCGAAGAAACUUGAGAGGAGGAACAAAGUAAAACCCUUCGUUAAGGCUAUCAACUACUCGCACCUCUUCCCGACGCGUUAUACGCUUGAACUUGAGGGCUUGAAAGGUGUUGUUUCCGCAGAAGCCCUCAAGGAGCCGUCACAGAAGGUGGACUCAAAGAAGAACGCGAAGAAGCUAUUUGAAGAGCGAUACGUGACCGGGAAAAACAAGUGGUUCUUCCAAGCUAUGCAGUUCUGAACACUGGACAUGGAGAGUUUUAACGCCUCCUGGUGUUUUGAUCGUUUUUUUCACCAUAUAUAAAAUCCCUGACGUAUAUAUCAUAUGCAACUUAUGAAGUUAUGCGUCUACAUGUUUUUGACACUCUUUUGAGGUUUACCUCAAGCAGAUGCCCCUUCCUGCUGACACGAACAUGUUCAGUCUUU